Molecule: messenger RNA, 1627 nt
Organism: Acomys russatus (golden spiny mouse)
Lineage: Eukaryota; Metazoa; Chordata; Mammalia; Rodentia; Muridae
Gene: Cstpp1
Product: centriolar satellite-associated tubulin polyglutamylase complex regulator 1
Exons: 9
Coding region: 100-1095 (331 amino acids)
Source: RefSeq, a predicted model, not a curated record
UUUCUCCUCCAGCCGCAUUGGUGCCAUGGCAACAGAGAGAGGCUGCAAUCUGGGUUCCGGAAGCAGAAAGCUGGAGCGUGGAAACUACCCGGCCAAAGGAUGCUGAGUCCCGAGCGCCUAGCUCUACCGGACUACGAGUAUUUGGCUCAGAAACAUGUCCUCACGUACAUGGAGGAUGCGGUGUGCCAGCUGCUGGAGAACAGGGAGGAUAUUAGCCAGUAUGGCAUUGCCCGGUUCUUCGCUGAAUAUUUUAACAGUGUAUGCCAAGGAACUCACAUUCUCUUCCGGGAAUUCAGCUUUAUACAAGCCACACCUCACAACAGGGCAUCUUUCCUACGGGCCUUCUGGAGAUGCUUCCGCACUGUAGGCAAAAAUGGUGACCUGCUGACCAUGAGAGAGUACCACUGUCUGCUGCAGUUACUGUGCCCAGAUUUCCCGCUGGAGCUCACUCAGAAAGCAGCCAGGAUUGUGCUUAUGGAUGAUGCCAUGGACUGCUUGAUGUCUUUUUCAGAUUUCCUUUUCGCCUUCCAGAUCCAGUUUUACUAUUCAGAAUUUCUGGAGAGUGUGGCUGCCAUCUAUCAGGACUUGCUGUCAGGGAAGAACCCGAACACAGUGAUUGUGCCAACAUCAUCCAGUGGGCAGCAUUGCCAGCGACCUGCCCUAGGUGAUGGUGGCAUGCUGGAUGGAGUUGAGUCUUCACUGUUCUAUCAGUGCCUGGAAAACUUGUGUGACCGGCACAAGUACAGCUGCCCACCCCCAGCGCUUGUCAAAGAGAUCCUGAGCAAUGUCCAGAGGCUGACUUUCUACGGAUUCCUUGUGGCCCUCUCAAAGCAUCAUGGAAUCAACCAAGCCCUGGGAGCUUUGCCUGACAAAGGAGACCUGAUGCAUGACCCAGCUAUGGAUGUGGAGCUGGAACGGCUGCUGGUCCAGGUCCCAGGCCUGGUCAAUUCCAUCACUGCCACUUCUGAGGCCACCUGCCUGCCUUCCAGAGCCCCUCCCCGUGUUGGUUCCCCAUUGAAACCCCUCCAUCGCUCCCGCAAAUUGGAUGCAGAGAGCGAUGGCUCUACCGAAGAGACAGAUGAGUCUGAGACUUGAAUCUGAAGGGUCCCAUCUAUGGCUUGUACCUUGCUCCCACCCUGCUUCUGCGGCCCUCACCAGCCUCCUCCAGCAGGACUGUGCCACCCUCUGCUGGAGAGAAGGGUGAAUAGCAGCCCUAGUAAGACCAGCCAGUUCAGUGAUCCCCAAAUCCCUUAACUCAUGCUCUCAGCUUUUGACAACCUGUUCGGCCCUAAGCUACCUCAUCACAGAGAAGGGCAUUGGCCUUUUGUUGGCAGUGCUGCUUAUGCCUAAGUAGUGUCUUCUCAGCCAGCCCACGAUCAGCCUAGUAAGGGUCAGUUUUCACAACUGCUCCUGUAAGGGGAACCUAGAUUGAUAAUGCAGGGUCUUCAUGGUCAAAGAGUGAUUCCUGAGAGCAUGUGUGGGGAAGACAUGAUACGCUGGAAUAAGAGGGAGGAUGGGCAAGAACUUCACUUUCCAAAUCUGCUUCAACAUUCUAUCAAAUAGUCAACUCUGUGAAAUGAAUAAAGUCCCUUGUGUCUGGUAAGCAAUGAGUUGUAGGCUAAGGGAA